AUGUUUCACGAAGGUGACCUACAGAGCGGUAUCAGCAAAGCCCUAGAAGAAUCAAAAUUGGUAGCAUGCUUUGUGACUGACGACGAGGAGGAGAGCAACAAGUGGGAAACCGACUUUAUUCAGGAGCCAGAUUUGAAAGCGGCAUUAGCUGAGCAGACGAUCCUCCUACGUCUCAAAGCUGGCUCGCAGGAGGCAGGAUAUCUUGCUGCCAUAUUCCCAUUACCAAAAACCCCAACCUUUGUGGUUAUUCAAAAUGGAGAGCUCAAAGAGUAUUUGGCUGCUGGAGUCACCAGGGAAGAGUUCAUGCGGCGGAUGGCGGUCGUUCUAGGAUCACGUGUAGUUGAAUCGCCUCCACCGCCAGUGUCAACAGCCACUACCAGUAGUGAGACUGUCCCAGUAGCAACUAGUGAACAACUUUCAUCUGCAGUACCAAAUAUUCAGCUAAAUCAGCAAGCUGCUCCAGCAAGAAGGCAGCCAUCAGCAGCCAAUCUUCUCGCAGAGAGGAGUGCCCGUCUAGAACAGCAGAAAAAAGAGCAAGAAAAAAAGUCAAAAGGAAAGGGGAAAGCCCCAGCGGACUCUAACCCCCAGGGAAAGGCUCCAGAUAAGGCUACACCUUCGUCCGCGGACAUGAAGUAUGCACUUAUGCAAAAAAAGCGCCAGCAAGAUGCUAAAGAUGAGCGGGCUCGUAUUCUUAAGCGCGUGGAGGACGACAAAGCUCAGAGAAGACAGGAUGCAGCGGAACGAAAAGCCAUAGCCAAGGCAGAUGCUAAGUCCGAGAGUCAACCUUCGGUCACGGUGCCUUCUUCAAGUCGCAGCAAUCACCCGUCAACUCGAUCAGCCGAAUGCGCGGUGCAAGUCCGUCUUUUCGACGGAUCCACGAUCAGAUCACGCUUCCCAUCCUCAGGUAACCUCCGUGUCCACGUGAGACAAUGGAUCGAUGAGAAGCAGGAGCGAGACACCCCUUAUGUUUUCAAGCAGGUCUUAACACCUCUUCCAAAUAAGAAUAUCUCUAUCUCAGAGGAAGAGGAAACCCUCCAAACACUUGGCCUUACUCCGAGUGCGACUUUGAUCUUAAUACCUGUUGAUAGCUAUACCUCAGCAUACGAGGGUGGUGCAGGUGGUGGAAUUGUCUACAGAAGUGCGGCUGCAGGGUAUAAUAUGGUAUCGUCUGGUCUUGGUAUGGUUACUGGAGCUCUUGGCAGCCUCCUCGGUGGUGGAGCAGCUGCGCCUGUACAAGAGGAACAUGAGAAUGCGCGUUCUGCUUCAACUCCAUCUACAUCUAUCAAUGUCAGGACAUUGAGAGAUCAACAGAGGUCAGAUGAUCAACAAUUCUACAACGGAAAUGCGCUCAACUUCGAACCGAGAAAGGACGACGAUGACAAGAAAGAGGACUAA
Molecule: messenger RNA, 1395 nt
Organism: Lachnellula hyalina
Lineage: Eukaryota; Fungi; Ascomycota; Leotiomycetes; Helotiales; Lachnaceae
Gene: UBX7
Product: UBX domain-containing protein
Exons: 5
Coding region: 1-1395 (464 amino acids)
Molecular function (GO): protein binding
Source: RefSeq, a predicted model, not a curated record